Messenger RNA from Drosophila grimshawi, 1576 nucleotides. RefSeq lists its product as uncharacterized. The transcript is spliced from 3 exons. The record is from RefSeq and is a predicted model, not a curated record. NCBI's taxonomy places the organism in Eukaryota, Metazoa, Arthropoda, Insecta, Diptera, Drosophilidae. The coding region runs from base 140 to 592 and encodes 150 amino acids.
AGUUUGGUAUCGAUAAUCAAGCACAAAAGCAUUUGUAAAAGUUUCUUGGUGAAAUAACACAGAUGCGUUUUAGGCAGAAGCUAACACGAUUUUAUAUUAGUAGCAGGUAUCAUAGUCAUAGAAAAGCCAACUAUAGAAAAUGACGUCAGAAGACAAUUUCGCACAUGAAUUCGAGAGAUAUUUGUAUAGGAGUUUCCACUUUGGGCCAAAUACCAAAAUAAGGCAAUACGAUCCUUCAAUUAUGGAGAUAUUCGGAGUGUUGAGUCUUACCGAUGUGCGGCAACCAGAUCGCAAAUUGUGGUAUGUGUAUUAUUGCAAGCAGACUGAAGUCGACGAAACCUUGGACCGUAUAUUCAAAAAAUAUGGCAAGAAGAAUAUGCGUGAAAUAUUUCGCAAACCCGUCUUCAGCGGUGUUGAUCUGUGCGACAAAGUAAAAGACCAUUUUGCCGAGAAGAAAUUGUAUGUGAAAGGCAAGCUGAUUGAAGCACCACGAAAUAGCCCAUACAACGAUGAUAAAAUUAUGAGGCAGGUUACCGGAUUGUACGAUGAGGAGCAAAGAUUGCUCUUUCAAUAUGUUUGUAGCAAGAGUUAAACUGUCUAUCUCUAUGUGUAAAAUUAAUCAUAGUAUUAUAAUGCGAAAUUUUAUAAAGUAUAUGCUAAGUGUGUAAAAUGUUAUUCAGCUUAGUUUUGUUCCCUUUUUUAAAUUAAAACUAGUGACAUUUUUUGUACGCCGUUGUUUUGUCAACUGUUGAGAAACAAGAUCUGUCAACGCUGUGGCCGGUUAAAUAUCGAUACUCGAGCACAAACAGCUUUCGAGCUAACAUAUUAUUGUGAAUUAAUAACACAGUUAAAGUUUUGUACGGCUUUCAUACUUGGUGAAAUAAGCACCAUUUCAUAUAUAAACACAGUUUUCUAUCAGCAUUUACUUAACGUUACUUAAAGAAGAAGUUAUAUUAAUCAAACAAAAAGCUAAUUAUAUAAAAUGACGUCAGAUGGUAAAUUUAACCACAACAAAUAUAUAUAUAUAAUAUGAGUUUCGAUGAUAAAUUCGGAAAUUAUUUGUAUAAAUUGUUGUGCGUUGCGCCAGAUACCGAAAGCGAUCCCUGCGUUAUCGAGAUAUUCGGAGUGCUAAGUCUAACCGAUGUGCGGCAACCAGAUCGCAAAUUGUGGUAUAUGUAUCACUGCAAACAGAAUGAAGUCGACGAAACCUUGGACCGUAUAUUCAAAAAAUAUGGCAAGAAGAAUAUGCGUGAAAUAAUUCGGAAGCGCGUCUAUAGCGGUGUUGGUCUGCGCGAAAGAGUAAAAACACAUUUCGCUAAUAAGAAAUUGUAUGUGACAGAAAAGCUGAUUGAAGCCCCAAGAAAUAGCUCCUUCAACGACGACAAGGUGAUAAAGAAUGUUACCGAAGCGUACAAUGAGGAGCGAAGAUUGCUCUUCGAGUAUGUUUGUAGGAAACACUUUAACUGCCUGGAAACUCUUUAAAAUGUAACUCAACUUAGAUGACUAAUUAUAAGUUGUAUUUAAAAUUACUGUAAUAUUAAUGACAAGAGGAAGAAAUUAUACAAAAUAAUUCAUA